Molecule: messenger RNA, 1083 nt
Organism: Phragmites australis (common reed)
Lineage: Eukaryota; Viridiplantae; Streptophyta; Magnoliopsida; Poales; Poaceae
Product: pathogenesis-related genes transcriptional activator PTI5-like
Exons: 1
Coding region: 334-945 (203 amino acids)
Biological process (GO): ethylene-activated signaling pathway; regulation of DNA-templated transcription
Molecular function (GO): DNA binding; DNA-binding transcription factor activity
Source: RefSeq, a predicted model, not a curated record
GCUCGCUCCGCCCCUAUGGUGGAUUCACCCCUGGCCCUGAAAUGAGCAAGGGAAAUGAACCGUCACCUCGUGCAGCCCCUACAGCGAAUUUUGCACCCCGAGAGAAGUUCGCCAGUUCACAUUUUGCGCGCUUUAUAUAGUCAUAUGGCAGCUGAUCAUCAGCUCUCAGUGGUGUUUGCACCGCCUCAAAUAGCGCAAGCCGCAUCUCCCACCCUUCCUUUGCUUCGGCUCCUCUUCCACGAACAACGACACCCUCGUCUCGUGCCCUUGUGACGCAACUCACACGGGUGCACAGACCGUGCAGCAGAUAAACCUCCCCGCCCAGACACGUACAUGUCUCUCUCCCUGCAGGGGCGGAGCGGCAGCAGCAACAACCCGGUCCGCGACGUCGCAACGCCCGCGCCUCCGGCCAGUGGUGGCAGUGCCGCAUUACCACGCGGCAUGGACUACGUGUCCAUCUCCCUGGCCGGUGCCGCCGCGGCGAACGGCCAGUGCCUCCCCCUCAACGAGAACGACUCCCUGGACAUGGUCCUCUUCGACGUCCUCCGCGAGGCCUCAGCCUCCGCCUCCCUGUCCACCUCGUUGCCGCCCCCGCUGAUCGCCCGCGGUAGCGCCGUCGAUUCCGCCGUGCGCAUAGGUGGUGGCUGCAGCAAGAGCGCUUACUCGGGAAAGGCCACCGCGGGGCGGCACUACCGCGGGGUGAGGAAGCGGCCGUGGGGCAAGUACGCCGCGGAGAUCCGUGACCCGACGCGGCACGGCGCACGGCUGUGGCUCGGCACCUUCGUCACGGCUGAGGAGGCCGCCGCAGCGUACGACCAAGCCGCGCUCCGCAUGCGGGGCGCCAAGGCGCUGCUCAACUUCCCGCCGCCCGUCGCGGCGGGCUACGGUGCCUCCGGAGCCACUGCCACGGCGACGCAGGCUGUUGGUGUGACUGAGGCCAAGUGAACGCGUGAAGCGGGUCCUUGAUUCCGGAUGUUUUAGUUAGGCUUUUUUGUUUCUACUGUGGACUGUCACUAUUUAAAUUUUGUACAGAAGCUCAUUCUAAAUAAAUUAUGAAUAAUAGAAUUUUAUAGUAUAAUUUAA